Bipolaris sorokiniana ND90Pr is the source of this 565-nucleotide messenger RNA. RefSeq lists its product as uncharacterized. Lineage: Eukaryota; Fungi; Ascomycota; Dothideomycetes; Pleosporales; Pleosporaceae. The record is from RefSeq and is a predicted model, not a curated record. The transcript has a single exon. The coding region runs from base 158 to 544 and encodes 128 amino acids.
CCUCGAAUAAAAAGUCUAAGAGCCACCCAAUACUACAUACCACAUCCUUCUUCCGCGUGAAGAGAAGGAAAUUUUCUUCCAAGCAUCUUCUGUCCUCCGCGGGGCCGAGAACGCUCCACCGCUCAGCUCAGCUCAGUUCAGCUCAGUUUCACCCAUUAUGCCAUCCCGCAUUCCUAAAUCAAUCACCACAUCCACGCCCAGCACUCUUCACCAAGCAACCCUUGAACUACCACCUCAAACAAACCUACCCGGGUUAUUAGAACCCCCCUCCUCCCCCUCCCCCUUCCUCCUCCUCUCUCUCUCUCCCAUCCCCAAAAAGAGCAAAAAGAUGUGCACAACCGUAACCCUCAAACACACAACCUGCACCCACAUCCUCACCGUCCGCCGCACUUGCGCCCGCCACCCCUUGUGCGAACUCACUACACAGGUGCACCGGGAGCGCGGGGGGGAGUGCUGGGAGUGUGAUCCGGGGCAGGCGCCGCCUGAGGCGCUGUUUGCGGCACGGAAGAAGGAGUGUAAUGGGGGGAGGGGAAAGACCGUGUGAAGGUUGGAUUGAUGGUUGAGG